Molecule: messenger RNA, 1413 nt
Organism: Trypanosoma conorhini
Lineage: Eukaryota; Euglenozoa; Kinetoplastea; Trypanosomatida; Trypanosomatidae
Product: leucine-rich protein
Exons: 1
Coding region: 1-1413 (470 amino acids)
Biological process (GO): nucleocytoplasmic transport; activation of GTPase activity
Cellular component (GO): cytosol; nucleus; perinuclear region of cytoplasm
Molecular function (GO): small GTPase binding; GTPase activator activity
Source: RefSeq, a predicted model, not a curated record
AUGAAGGCGAAGAAGUUGGUGCAGCGAAGCGAGUUUCACCUCGUGCGGGUGCAGGAGCGUCAGCGUGACGGGGAGGCGCUGGUCUCGGCUCUUUCGCCGGAGGAGCGGCGGCGGCGGCAGGCGCAGGAGUCGUACUUUGUGCCUAAGCUGGCCGCGCUGUGUGCGGAGGUGAUUGCGGCGAACUUCUCCGCGCUGCCCGAGGCGGACGGGCUGUGCGAGGAGCACCCGAAGUUGUACGAUGACGUCGUGGCGCGACUGCCGACGGAUUUGCCCCUGACGGUGAGCGUCCCACGCGUGCGCGCGGAUGACUACUGGCGCCGCUGCUGUGAGGCGCGGUGGUCGUUCGGGCAGCUGAGCGAGCGGAGCUGCGGCAAGCUCGUGCCGCCGAAGCGCGAGGGGUGGAAGCAGUUUUACCUCGAGCGCGUCCUCGGCGACUUCCUCACCGCACUGCGCUCGCCGGAGAUGACCGCGGCGGAGCUGGAGGACCUCGAGAGCCUCUGCCUGGUCUGCAGGGGCUACGUCUACGCGCUCGACCUCGCCUGCCAGGUGACGCGGUUUCCCCUCUACGAGCGUCUGCUGUCGCGCCUGCCGCACCUGGAGGACAUCCGGCUCACCAUCGGCGUCAACAGCGUGGGGACCGGCUUUGAGUGGGGCAUGAUGGGCUUUGACGAGGCGGACGCGCUCAACGUGCGCCGCGCCCUCAUGAAGUACGCGCCACUGCGGUACCUGCGCCUCCCCAACAACCGCCUGAACAGCUCGCUGCUGAAGGCAAUUCUCGGCGGGCUCGUGCACAACACCUCCAUCGCCGUGCUUGACUUCUCCUCCAACCGCAUCGACGACGAAGGGGCGCGGCAGCUGGCCCUCCUGCUUUGCAAGGCUGACCUCCCGCUGGAGGAGCUUUAUUUGCACGACAAUCAAAUCCGGAGCGACGGCGCCGUUGCGCUCGGUGAGGCGCUGACGAUGAACAAGACGCUGCGCGUUCUCAAUUUGCGCCUCAACCGCAUUCCAGAUGAGGCCGGCGGGGUGGCCGUAGUCAACGGCCUCGCAGCGCACCCCGCGCUCGAGGUGCUGGACCUCGCGCACAACGUGCUAGGCGACGCAACUGCCCGCGCCCUCGCGGAGGCGUUGCCGUCGCAGAAGUCGCUGCGAUCCUUGAACAUAGCGGGCAACAAGGCACUUGGGCUAGACACCAGCGAAUUACUCCUGGAGGGUGUGCGGGGGAACGCCACGCUCUGCUUCUUCGAUGCCCGGGAAAGCGGCGUGGAGAAGGCGUGCAUGGCGGCCAUGGAGGAGAAGGUGCAGGACGUUGUACGGGGCAUGAGGAAGCAGGAGUUGGAGGCGCGGGAGGAAUUGCAGCGGCAGAAAAUACGGCAAGAAGUGGAGGCAAAGCUUGCAAAGACGUUGACUGUAUAG